AUGGCUCACCAACCGACCAUCGACAUGGAGGACGAUGACGAGUUGACGGCCGAGAUUCAAGCGCAAGUGGACGAAUGGUCCAGCAACAGCAACGAAUGCUUCACGAUUCAACUCACUCGCCAAGAUGGCUCAGUUGUGGCCUCAUUCCAACCGGAGUUCACAUAUGCCAUGUUUGGCGAUGAGGAAGCCAUCUUUGGGUACCAAAACCUAGGCAUCACUUUAUCCUUCCAAGCAGAUCACCUUGACCCUCAAUUACACAUCAAAUACGGCAAGAAGUUCCCAGCCCAGGGCGAAGUGAGACCCACAGAUAUCAAGACUGCUCUGAAAGAGUUUCUGCCUGCUUCAGCGUUCGACAAGGAUACAUCGAAACGUACCACCGACUUCAGACCUCCGGGCGAAAAGAUCCACUCCUACACGAGGAAUGGAAAGAGCUACGAGACAUAUUGCGCUAGCUUGGCUGAUCCAGCGGCGCGAGAGAUUCUUGAGAACAUGCAGAUACUGGUGCCCAUGUUCAUUGACGGCGGGAGCAUGUUGGAGCUGGAGCAGGAUUGGACAGCCGCCCGCUGGAAGAUAUUCUUAGUCUACGAGGUCGACAAGUCCGCGUACACCUUCGCAGGCUAUGGCACAUCAUAUCGCAACUUCACAUUCCCCGAGCGCAAGAAGGCCGUGCAGUUUGAUCCGUUCUCGCCGUCAUCGCAGGGGUUGGAUGCCUUCCUUAUUGUGGAUGGCAAGACCAACGAGCUUGCGCAGCCACCGGAUUUCGCUUCGCCUCUCGACCUACCAUGCCGUGAGCGAUUAUCGCAGUUCCUCAUGCUUCCUCCAUGGCAUGGUGCCGGACACGGGCAAGAACUCUACAAUACGAUGUUCAGGCAUCUCACAUCUCCCGAGUGUGUACGCGAGUUCACAGUGGAGGAUCCAAACGAGAAGUUCGAUGACCUGCGAGACUUUUGUGACUUGCUAAAUCUGCGAGCGAACUUUCCCGAUUUUGCAGGCCUCCAGAUCCAGAGCGAUCUGUCUCCCGACAAGAUCGAUCCAAAACUCAGUAUCCCAGUCGAUCUAAUCGUACCUGUUGGCGUGCGCAAGGACAUCAUGAUGAGAACAAAAAUCAUGCCCCGCCAAUUCGACAGACUGGUAGAAAUGCACACACUCUCUCGCAUCCCUCAUCAGAAUCGCUCCCGGAGCCGUAUCACUAAGAAGUUGAAGGCGAGCAAUGAGAACGAUAGAGCCUACUACCUCUGGCGACUGUACGCCAAGCAUCGGCUGUACAUCUUCAACAAGGAUCAGCUUGCACAGAUCGAGCACCAGGAGCGCGUGGAAAAGCUGGAGUCCGCGCUCGACAGCGUUGAGCAUGCCUAUACCGAAAUGAUCGAAAGAAUCGAAGAGCGCGAAACGGCCAUCGCCAAUGGCGAAAUUGAGAGCAGUGACAAUGCUGCUACGAAGGCUGGCGCUGCCAAACGUAAGCGGCCGACCAUUACAGACGAUGAAGACGAGGAGAUGGAUCAGGCUGCUUCACCUGUCGACACAGUUGCCGAGGUGGAUGCCAACGGGCAUAAAAAGGCGCGAGUGGCUUGAGAUCUGCUUCCGACAAACAGGGUGGAGCAUCUUACAACAGGUACGAACCAUGAAACGCAAGAAAUCAGGGCGUCUUUGAGUCAGGUUGAGACUAGGCUCGCGAGCGCCACGUGCAUCAUGCAUUCACUCGCGCUUCGAAUGCGCAUUUACCGACACGAUAGCCGCCGCUUGCCGGCGUGUAAUGAACUGUCAACCUGAAGUUUGCGCAUUCCCGAAAUGGAAAGUCGCGUCUCCUGACAGGGCCAAUGGGCAGGGUUGCUGGACCUGAUGCGACACAGACACACGGUUGAGUGCGGGAAUAGCAUGGGAUUGCCAGACACGAUCCAGGUGUCAAGUCUGCGCAAAGGCAAAUCGGAACCAAGAAUGAAGGAAGAAGCGCGAAUGAUGACGCGAAGCGCGACCCUGGAAAACGUUGAUACUUUAUCCGAUCGUCGAGCUUCAUGGACUGCGAACCAUUUUAGCGAGCACGGCAUGUUCGACUGCCGCAAAAUCAAUUAAUUAUACUCGUGA
Cercospora beticola is the source of this 2082-nucleotide messenger RNA. RefSeq names its product histone acetyltransferase catalytic subunit HAT1 (gene HAT1). Gene Ontology annotation, molecular function: histone H4 acetyltransferase activity. Gene Ontology annotation, cellular component: nucleus. Lineage: Eukaryota; Fungi; Ascomycota; Dothideomycetes; Mycosphaerellales; Mycosphaerellaceae. The record is from RefSeq and is a predicted model, not a curated record. Gene Ontology annotation, biological process: subtelomeric heterochromatin formation.